CCUGGUAAUGAUGAAGUGCAGCCUGGUAAUGAUGAAGUGCAGCCUGGUAAUAACAAAAUACAGCCUAGUAACAACAAAAUGCAGUCUGGUAACAGUAAAAUACAGUCUGGUAACAACGAAAUGUGGUCUGUGCAUCCUGAUAAUAAUGAUAAAAUGCAUCCUGUUAAUCAUGAUAGCAAUGAUGAAGUGAAUCCUGAUAGCGAUGAUGAAGUGCAUCAUGUUAGCAAUAAUAAA
Racocetra persica is the source of this 234-nucleotide messenger RNA. NCBI's taxonomy places the organism in Eukaryota, Fungi, Glomeromycota, Glomeromycetes, Diversisporales, Gigasporaceae. The record is from the annotation of a GenBank genome assembly.